AUGGCAUCCACACUCUCACCACAGGGAUCGAGACGUGCAGCAAGAGAUCCAACAGGAGCGGGAAAAGAGCAGAACAAACGCGUGAAGCGUCGACAUGUGUGUGAGGGGUGUGGGCGACCCUCCUCUGUGUGCUACUGCAGCACUGUCAGUGGACGGGAGCUCAAUCUCUCAGACCCUUCUGUCUCUGCCAUAGUGGAUAGAGUCUUAGUUUUUCUGCAUCCCCUGGAGAGGAAAAGGAAAAACGGAUCUUUGCAGGUGCUGCAGCGCCUUGUCAAGGGCAUAAACAUAUGGCCUCAUCGAAGGCCUGGCUGUUGCCCAUUUGCUUCUGAGCAGCAGCAGCAGCAGCAGCCGCACCGAGCGACUCCUCAGGCAGAAGGGUGUCAGAGUAGUGCUGAGGCAGAGAGGGUUGGUGAGACGCUGCAGCACACUGUGGACAGGACUGUUGCAUCCGCCACGCUCAAGGAGACUCUGGCAGUCUCAUCCGUCGAGGCGGUCUUAGAAAACGGAAAUCGACAAGACCAGAAGCAGCAGGGGCAGCAGCAGCAGGAGCAGCACCAUCAUCUAUGUACUCGCGAUGGCAUCGCCUUGUGCGACACUUCACGGAUGGUGCUCUUGUUCCCCACAGAGUCGUCUCUGCCUCUUGGAACGGGCAGUCUUCCCCUCCGCCUGCCCAUUACGCUGUUGGCUAUUGACGGCACCUGGAAGGAAGCCAACGAGAUGCUUCGCGCUGCACCGUGGCUGCAGCAGCUGCCAGCCGUGCAUCUCCCGCACAGUCAAGUACUCCCCGUAGAACAGGGAGACCCUUUAGAGGGUGUUUCCUCUUUUGCCACAGCCAGUGGCAGGAGUACCUGCAGCACAACGAGAAGUGAGAGCUGCGAGGAAGCACUUCGUGUGUCAGGGGCAUAUGGGCUGAUUCGAACACCCCCAGCACGCGUUGCGGCAAAAGGAGGUGUCUGUACAGCCGAGGCUAUUGCAGAAGCUCUGGCUAUCCUGGGCCGCUGGGGUCGCACCACUGCGCCCUCUCUUCUGCAGAUAGCCGACACAACUAGACAGACCCUACAGCGCAUAGUUGCUCUACAGCAACAAAUGCGAAAACAAACCAAGAACUCCGAAAACACACUGGACAGUGCAAUUGGUGCGAAGGGAGCAGCAACCCCCCGCCGCCCGUCGUCUUGA
Molecule: messenger RNA, 1176 nt
Organism: Cyclospora cayetanensis
Lineage: Eukaryota; Apicomplexa; Conoidasida; Eucoccidiorida; Eimeriidae
Exons: 2
Coding region: 1-1176 (391 amino acids)
Source: RefSeq, a predicted model, not a curated record